AUGAGUCUAGCGCAAGAUCUAGUGGAAGACAUUCUUGAGAGACUCCCGGUGAAAUCUUUACUCAGAUUCAAAUUAGUGUCGAAAACAUGGAAAACUACGAUUGAAUCUCAACAUUUCAAGGAGAGACACAUGAUCCGUCGGCAAUUACGAGAGCCAGAUUUCCUUCUCAUAGAUGAUCAAGAUGAUGAUGAUCUUCUAGACAAUGAAGAGUUGAUGAUUAGGACACUGGUCAUGGAUCCUUACGAUGAUGAAGACCUUGGAGAAGCUGAGCCGGGGUUUUGUAUCCAACUCUCCUUUGAUGAUGUUUCCAGAAGUUGUGACGGCCUCGUGUGCAUCUACGAUUUCCGUAGAUCUAUCCUUAUGGUCAAUCCAAGCACCAAGUGGAUGCGAGAAGUUCCUCGAGCAAAUCUUCAAGCACUUCUUUGCCAAAGGUACGGUGACAACGAACUCUACUUAUUAGGCUUUGGCAAAGACAUACGCACAAAAACAUACAAGUUGGUAUGGUUGUAUAAUUCGUUCGAACUAGAUCUAGAGGGUGCAACUACUUGUGAAGUCUUUGAUUUUAACAUCAAUACUUGGAGGCAUGUGGAAUCUUCUCCUUACCGGAUUCUUGGUGACCAAAACCCUAUAUACGUGGAUGGAUUACUCAACUGGUUCAUCUUCAAAAGCAAUACUGAAAUAAAAAUAAUAUCUUUCGAUUGCCACACCGAGAUAUUUCAAGAAAUUUCAGAAUCUCCGAUAACUCAAUAUGCUGAUGAAUGCCGGAUCAUAAUGUGCAAUCUGAAUAAUCGUCUGUGUGUAUCAGAAAAGAAGUGGCCAACACAAGACAUAUGGACAUUAAAGUGUUCAGACAUGAUGAUGACAUGGGAGAAGAUGUAUUCAUUGAAUCUAUCUUCUUGUCCUGAUGGCUUGCUAAGCGAUGAGAUGUGGCCUAUAGCUUGUCCGCUCGCAGUUCUGAAUAACAAGAAGCUAUUGCUUUUUGAUGAGGAUGAUGAUAAUCCAAAUCUUGUGAUAUAUGACUUGGAAACGAGAUCAUAUUCCUUGUGUGUCGAUGCAGGAUUUGUGGUAUACGUGGCUCCUUAUUUUCAAAGCUUGAUCUCAAUCACUUAA
Molecule: messenger RNA, 1110 nt
Organism: Eutrema salsugineum
Lineage: Eukaryota; Viridiplantae; Streptophyta; Magnoliopsida; Brassicales; Brassicaceae
Product: F-box/LRR-repeat/kelch-repeat protein At1g09650
Exons: 1
Coding region: 1-1110 (369 amino acids)
Molecular function (GO): protein binding
Source: RefSeq, a predicted model, not a curated record